AUGGCGGCCCUGGCCCUCUCGGGCGUCCUGGACAUCGGCAAGGCCGCGAAGCCCGAGGAGGAGGUCAGCGCGGCGGCGCAGCUCGCGUCCCCGACGUCCUUCGCCCUCGCGCCCGUCGUGGACCCCGCGGCCUACUCGGCGCAGAACUUCGGCGUGGGCUACGGCACGGACCACCACCAGGACGUCAAGUUCGCCAAGGGCACGACGACGCUCGCGUUCAAAUUCAACGGGGGCGUCAUCAUCUCCGUCGACUCGCGGUCGACGAUGGGCCCGUACAUCGCGUCGCAGACGGUGAAGAAGGUCAUCGAGAUCAACCCCUUCCUCCUGGGCACGAUGGCCGGCGGCGCGGCGGACUGCUCCUUCUGGGAGCGGAACCUGGGCACGCAGUGCCGCAUGUUCGAGCUCCGGAACAAGCGGCGCGUGUCCGUCGCGGCGGCGUCGAAGAUGCUCGCCAACACCAUGUACUCCUACCGCGGGCGGGGCCUCUCCAUGGGCACCAUGGUCUGCGGCUGGGACGAGACGGGGCCCCAGCUCUACUACGUCGACGACGACGGCACGCGGCUCCACGGCAACGUCUUCUGCGUCGGCUCCGGGUCCACGUACGCCUACGGCGUCAUCGACUCGAACCUGCGCGACGACCUCACGGUGCCCGAGGCCAUCGACCUCGGCCGCCGCGCCAUCGCCGGCGCCGCGCACCGCGACGCCUACAGCGGCGGCUGGAACAACCUCUACCACAUGAAGGAGACGGGCUGGGAGUUCAUCGGCGCCGUCGACACGAACGACCUCUACUACCACUACAUCCACAAGGGCGAGGGCGGCGGCGCGCCGCUCCCGCCGCCCAAGCCCACGCCCUCCAACUGCUAG
Messenger RNA from Aureococcus anophagefferens, 864 nucleotides. RefSeq lists its product as hypothetical. NCBI's taxonomy places the organism in Eukaryota, Pelagophyceae, Pelagomonadales, Pelagomonadaceae. The transcript has a single exon. Gene Ontology annotation, molecular function: threonine-type endopeptidase activity. Bases 1 to 864 code for a protein of 287 amino acids. The record is from RefSeq and is a predicted model, not a curated record. Gene Ontology annotation, cellular component: proteasome core complex.